AUGACCUCGGGAUCUUCUUGGCCUGGCGGGAGCUUAGCAAAAGCUUAUUCUCUCUCUCCCCGCAAUGUUGCUCUCCACCUGGACGUUGGGCCUACACUGCUGCUACUCAGCGCAGUGGCGACAUCUGAGAACACAUCUCGGACAAAUAUGGUUCUGUCCUUCAUUCUGAUCCAGAACCGGCAAGGCAAGACCCGUCUUGCGAAAUGGUAUGCACCGUACACGGAUGAAGAGAAGGUUAAGUUGAAGGGCGAAGUCCAUCGUUUGAUAGCUCCUCGUGAUCAGAAGUACCAAUCCAACUUUGUCGAGUUCCGCUCCGCUCCGUCCGCUUCUGGAUCUACUGCAAUCGCUCGUCAGAACCUGUCCUCGACCAAAAUCGUCUAUCGACGAUAUGCAGGGCUGUUCUUCUGCGUCUGCGUCGAUGCCAACGAUAACGAGCUGGCGUACUUAGAGGCAAUACACUUCUUCGUGGAGGUUCUAGAUCAGUUCUUUGGGAAUGUGUGCGAGCUGGAUCUGGUUUUCAAUUUUUACAAGGUCUAUGCUAUACUCGACGAAGUAUUCCUCGCAGGCGAGAUCGAAGAGACAAGCAAGCAGGUCGUAUUGACGAGGUUGGAACAUUUGGACAAAUUAGAAUGA
Endocarpon pusillum Z07020 is the source of this 633-nucleotide messenger RNA. RefSeq names its product AP-2 complex subunit sigma. Lineage: Eukaryota; Fungi; Ascomycota; Eurotiomycetes; Verrucariales; Verrucariaceae. Gene Ontology annotation, biological process: clathrin-dependent endocytosis; protein transport. The transcript has 3 exons. Gene Ontology annotation, cellular component: intracellular membrane-bounded organelle; AP-2 adaptor complex. Gene Ontology annotation, molecular function: clathrin-cargo adaptor activity. The coding region runs from base 1 to 633 and encodes 210 amino acids. The record is from RefSeq and is a predicted model, not a curated record.